UAGUAGCUGUAGUAGUGCUAGUUCCCCCAGAGGGGUUCAUGGUGCCCCGCUGUACAAGUUUACCAAAGUGCCAAAGAUGACGCUGACAAGUGUGCGAGGUGAAUCGCGAGCCUGGUCCGCUGUGGUGACGGCCACGGCACUGCUGCUAGUAUUAACCACGACAAGUGCUAAUGAGAAUACACACUACCUACCACCGCUGGAAUGUGUCGAUCCUUACGGCAGACCGCAGCGCUGUAUUCCUGAGUUCGAAAAUGCGGCCUACCAGUUGCAGGUGGAAGCGACCAACACAUGUGGUGACGAUGAUGAUACAGAUUUCUGCGUCCAGACGGGAUACUCGAACCGGAAAAGCUGUGACGUGUGCCACGCCGGCCAACAUUCGCCCCAAUUCCUCACUGACUUGCACGAUCCAAAUAACCCCACCUGGUGGCAAUCGGAAACCAUGUUCGAGGGCAUCCAGUACCCGAACCAGGUGAAUCUAACCAUGCGCUUAGGCAAAUCGUUCGACAUCACGUACAUCCGCAUCGUGUUUCACUCGCCACGGCCCGAAUCGUUCGCAAUCUACAAGCGUGUCACGCCGAAUGGACCCUGGAUCCCGUACCAGUACUACAGUGCGACCUGUCGCGAUACGUACGGACUGCCGGACUCACUGUCCGUGAUGAACGAUGAGGAUGAAUCGCGUGCUCUCUGUACGUCGGAGUACAGUGACAUCUCACCACUGCGGGACGGUAAUAUUGCGUUCUCGUCGCUCGAGGGUCGCCCAUCCGCGAUCAACUUCGAGCACCAUCUGGAGCUGCAGCAGUGGGUGACGGCCACCGAUAUUAGGAUAACGCUUGAUCGAUUGAACACGUUCGGUGACGAGGUGUUUGGCGAUUCGCAGGUGCUGAAAUCCUACUUUUACGCCAUCGCCGAUAUUGCGGUCGGUGCUCGGUGCAAGUGUAAUGGGCACGCGAGCGAAUGUACCACCAGCACUGGACUCGACGGUCAGCGAACGCGCGUAUGCAAGUGCAUGCACUACACCGAUGGACCCGACUGUGACCGGUGUCUGCCGUUCUACAACGAUGCACCGUGGGGCCGCGCGACGUCCAAAAAUGUGCACGAGUGCAAACCCUGUAACUGCAACGGAUACUCUACGAAAUGUUUCUUCGAUCGCCAUCUGUACAACCUCACCGGGCACGGUGGCCACUGUAUCGAUUGUGGAGCAAACCGCGACGGACCGAACUGUGAACGGUGCAAGGAGAACUUCUUUAUGCGCGAAGAUGGCUACUGCAUCAACUGUGGCUGCGAUCCGGUCGGUUCGCGUUCGUUGCAGUGUAACGCGGAAGGACGCUGUCAGUGCAAACCGGGCGUUACGGGCGAGAAGUGCGAUCGGUGCGACAGUAACUACUUCAACUUCGGACCCCACGGAUGUCAACCGUGUAACUGUGACGAGCGCGGUUCGCUCGAUAACACACCGUCAUGCGAUCCUGUGACGGGUGUGUGUUCCUGCAAGGAAAACGUUGAGGGUCGACACUGUCGCGAAUGUCGUCUCGGAUACUUCAAUCUGGAUGCGGACAAUAAGUUCGGCUGUACGCCGUGCUUCUGCUAUGGUCAUACGCUCGAGUGUACGAGUGCGAGUGGAUACUCGAUCGUAUCGACGACUUCCAAUUUCAACAAGCACAAGGAGAAAUGGACCGCCAUCUCGGACACGGGCGUACCAGUAGACGUGAAGUACAACUCGCACAGCCAAUCGAUCGGUGUGGGAGCGAAUGGGCAUCGGACAGUGUACUUCCUGGCGCCCGACCGCUUCCUGGGUGAUCAGCGAGCGUCGUAUAAUCGGUUGUUCAAAUUCCGGCUACAACUCGUCGGACAACCGCGCGUCGAAGUGAGUCCGUACGAUGUGGUGCUUCAGGGUGGCAACAGCAGCAUAUCAUUGCCGAUCUUUGCACAGAACCAGCGCAUGCCAAGUGAGGAAUCGCACGAAUUUGCGUUUCGGUUGCACGAAAAUCCGGAGUACACUUGGCAUCCGUCAAAUUCCGGCCGUGGCUUUAUGUCGAUUUUGAGUAAUUUGACUGCGAUUAAAAUUCGCGCGAUCUACGGUGAUCAUGGCGAGGCCAUACUGGAUGAUGUGGAGCUGCAGACGGCACACCGAGGAGCGGCCGGACGGCAGGCCACUUGGAUCGAACAGUGUACCUGUCCGGAAGGUUAUGUGGGACAGUUUUGCGAAUCGUGUGCUCCUGGCUAUCGGCAUAAUCCGGCACGGGGUGGUCCGUUCAUGCCCUGUGUACCGUGCGAUUGUAACAAGCAUGCGGAAAUUUGUGACUCGGAAACGGGACGCUGCAUCUGCCAGCAUAACACGGCCGGCGAUACGUGCGAUCAGUGUGCGAAAGGAUUCUUCGGCAAUGCGCUCGGUGGUACGCCGUUCGAUUGUAGACGAUGCCCGUGUCCGAACAAUGGUGCCUGCAUGCAGAUGGCCGGCGAUACGGUGAUCUGUCUCGAGUGUCCGGUCGGAUAUUUCGGCCCUCGCUGUGAGCUCUGUUCCGAUGGAUAUUACGGCGAUCCGAGCGGUGUGUAUGGUGCCGUGCGUAUGUGUCAACCGUGCGACUGCAAUGGAAAUGUUGAUCCGAACGCUGUCGGCAAUUGCAACCGCACUACUGGCGAAUGUCUCAAAUGUAUCCACAACACGGCCGGACCACACUGUGACCAAUGUUUGCCAGGUCACUUCGGAGAUCCACUUGCCGAACCACACGGAAGCUGCGAGGAGUGUAGCUGCUAUCCACGAGGCACCGAGCAAACCGAGAAGGGUAUCUCGAUCUGUGACGCCAUCAACGGCAACUGUCACUGCAAGCCGAACGUAAUCGGUCGUACGUGUAAUGAGUGCAAAAAUGGCUACUGGAACAUUGGGUCCGGCAAUGGGUGCGAAAGUUGCAACUGCGAUCCGAUCGGCAGCUACAAUGCGUCCUGCGACCGAUACUCGGGCGAAUGUUUCUGCAAACCGGGAGUUGUGGGCAAAAAAUGUGACAAGUGUGCACCGGCGCAUUACGGAUUUUCGGAGGAAGGAUGCCAUGCGUGCGAUUGCGAUCCAAGCGGUUCCAAGGGUUCGCAGUGUAACCAGUACGGACAGUGUCCGUGUAAUGAUAACGUCGAGGGGCGGCGGUGCGAUCGCUGUAAGGAGAACAAGUACGAUCGACACCAGGGAUGUUUGGACUGUCCGGCGUGCUACAAUCUGGUGCAGGACGCUGCAAACGAUCAUCGUGCCAAGUUGGGCGAGUUGAAUCAAAUUCUGCAGGACAUUCAAUCGAAACCGAUCGUUAUCGAUGAUAACGAGUUUGCAGGAAAAUUACAUGCGGUGCAGGAGAAGAUCGACAUACUAGUGGAGGACGCGAAAAGUGGUUCGGGCGGCGGAGAAAAAACGUUGAAUGAAAUUCUCCGUGAGCUCGAGGGCCGUCUGCAGGAGGUGCAGAAACUGCUCGAUAAUGCGGAUCAAUCGCAAGAAGUUACGAACCACAAAAUUGGCAAGGGUGGAUAUAAUGCUACGCUGGCGAAUGGCAAAAUACAGGACGCGCGCCGUCAGCUGGACAGUGCCGUAGAACUGCUGCAAACCGAGGGCAAUACAGCGCUGGCUCGUGCGAAGGACAUUUCCGGCCAUCUGGGUAACCAGACGAACCAAAUCAGUGGUAUAUCGCGCGAAGCUCGUCAGUAUGCGGACCGGUUCAAGGCGGAAGCCGACGCCAACAUGAAGCAGGCCCAGGAAGCGCACAAGAAGGCGUCGGAUGCGUUGAAGAAAGCAAACGACGCGUUCAACCAGCAGGCAAACAUUACCAAGGAGCUUGAUACGAGCAUAUCGAGCGAAAUUGCACAGGCCCGCGAGAAGCUCAACACGGUGUCGAAGCUGACCGAGCAGGCACUAACGCGUGCGCGCGAAGUGAACGAUGAAGCGUUAACGCUGUUUGCUGCCGUUAAUCGUACAGCACCGCCCAACAUCGAUAUCGAUAAGAUCAAAAAGGAGGCAAACCAGUACAACCGGGAAGCGGACCGAAUUGCGGAUGAUCUUGCGAGCAAGAUGCGGGACCAUGCUCAGCUACUCGAAAGCGUCGCCACCAAUAUUGAGCUGGCGGAGACGUUGCUCCAAAGAGCUCACUUACAAAAGGAGGAUGCUAUCGAAACACUGAAGCAUCUGCAAUUCGCGAAGGAACUAGCGAUCAAGGCCGUGGCUGAAGGGGAUGGAACAUUGCAGAAGGCAAACUAUACGUAUCAAACGUUGGCAGGAUUCAAAAACCAAGUUGAGGAGUCGUCCAAGCGUGCCGAGGAUGCACUCAACCUAGUCCCGAACAUUGAGCGACAGAUUACCAACUCGCGCGACCUUUUACAACGUGCAGAAGAGGCUCUCUAUGCUGCCAGCCGCAAUGCAGAGGAUGCUCGCAAGAAUGCUCAAACGGCACAGGACAAGUACGCGGAGGAAGCUUCCAAGCUGGCAGAAAACAUAAAGAAGCGUGCCAACGCGACAAAGAACACUGCCCGCGAUCUUCAUCACGAAGCAGAUCAGCUAAAUGGGCGGUUGGCAAAAACAGACAACCGACUGGAAGAACGCGAAGCACAGAUCCGUAAGGACCUUAACCUUACAAACGAAGCGAAGGAAAAGGUUGGUCAAGCACAGCUGAACUCGAACGAAGCCAAAUCGCAAGUAGACAAAGCGAUGCGAGAAGUCAAGCUCAUCAUGUCGGAACUGGCCAAUCUGCGGGAAAUCGACGUGAAUAGUUUGGAUGAUUUGGAACGUCGUCUGACUGCGGCCGAAAAGGAGCUGGAAGAUGCUCAGCUAACGAAGCGGCUCAGUAGUCUGACCGAGGCAAAGAACAUCCAGAACCAGAACAUCCGCAGCUAUCAGAAGGAGCUGGCCGAUCUGCGGCUCGAGGUCGUUAAUAUCGAGCUAAUAGCGAAAUCACUGCCACCGGGAUGCUUUAAACGUACGCAUCUGGAACCAUAA
Molecule: messenger RNA, 4960 nt
Organism: Anopheles maculipalpis
Lineage: Eukaryota; Metazoa; Arthropoda; Insecta; Diptera; Culicidae
Gene: LanB2
Product: laminin subunit gamma-1
Exons: 9
Coding region: 77-4960 (1627 amino acids)
Source: RefSeq, a predicted model, not a curated record